AUGGGGAAACCCGGCGAGCCAACACGUCUUCUCGACGCUAUCGAUCCACCGGUCGGCGUGCUCCCCCGCUUCUGCCGCGACACGCAGACGACCAUCAUCCUGCAGGACAAGGUGUUCAAUGUCUCGGGUGACAGCUUCAUCGUGUGCGACACUGGGGGAGGACAGAUUCUGCGGUGUGCUGCCAAGGGCAUGUCGUUGAGGGCCAAGAAGGGUGUGUUGCAGCUUGUCCGCGUCUUUAUGCGCACCAAGCUCGUGACCUUGCUCAGGAAGAAGGUCGUAGAGGACCCACAGGGGAAUGAGCUCUUCCGCAUAGACCAGAAGCUUGGCAUCAAGACCAAGAUGCACACCACGUUCAAAGACGCGUCGACUGGCAAGGACACCACGCUCGCGCUCAAGGGCGACGUUUUCCGUUUCAAUGCCGAGAUUAUGCUCGAUAACGAGGAGGGGCCGGUGGUGGGCACCAUUUCGCGCGAGUACUGGAACGACGGCGGCUGGCGCAAAAACAAGCAGACGUAUUACGUGACUGUGGCGCCAGGGAUGGACCUUGCGCUCAUGAUUGUGUUCUGUAUUGCCUUUGAUGAGCUCAAGCAUGAGCAGCAUGGAAGCUCAGGUGGUGGGGGUCAGUGA
Apiotrichum porosum is the source of this 627-nucleotide messenger RNA. RefSeq lists its product as uncharacterized. Bases 1 to 627 code for a protein of 208 amino acids. The transcript has 5 exons. The record is from RefSeq and is a predicted model, not a curated record. NCBI's taxonomy places the organism in Eukaryota, Fungi, Basidiomycota, Tremellomycetes, Trichosporonales, Trichosporonaceae.